Aspergillus campestris IBT 28561 is the source of this 1248-nucleotide messenger RNA. RefSeq names its product SUN family protein UTH1 (gene sun1). Gene Ontology annotation, cellular component: fungal-type cell wall; cell surface. The record is from RefSeq and is a predicted model, not a curated record. Bases 1 to 1248 code for a protein of 415 amino acids. Lineage: Eukaryota; Fungi; Ascomycota; Eurotiomycetes; Eurotiales; Aspergillaceae. The transcript is spliced from 2 exons. Gene Ontology annotation, biological process: fungal-type cell wall organization.
AUGAAGUUCAACUCAGUUGCUCUGACCCUGGCGACGGCGGGCUCUCUCGUCGCUGCCCAGCACCACCACCAGCACCGUCACCACCACAAGCGUACCGUCGAUGUGGUCCCCGGUGACACCGUUGUCGAGUACAAGCUCGGCGAUGAGAUGAUCACUGCCGAGGAGGCUUGCCAGGGUAUCGCCGAUGGCACCCUGAUCUGGGCCGGUGCCGCCCCCAAGGUCGAUGAGUGCAAGAGCAUCCUGGCCGGCCCGACCUCGACCGCCACUCCGACGCCCACUGUCGCCCCCGGCGAGUUUGCUGAGGAACCCACCACCACCGCCCCCGCCAGCACCAGCAGCACCACCACCAAGGCGGCUCCCUCGACCACCAGCUCGGCCUCUCCUCCCCCGGCCUCCUCCAGCGGCUCCUCCAGCGGCGGCAAGGGCAUGGACAAGGAGUUCCCCGAUGGCGAGAUCGACUGCGGUGAAUUCCCGUCCGAUUACGGUGCCGUGCCCCUGGAAUACCUGGGCCUGGGCGGCUGGUCCGGUAUCCAGUACGUGUCCCUGGCCGAUGAGCUGAUCAGCGACAUCGUCACCGCCGUCACCGGCGACACCUGCCACUCCGGCGCCAUGUGCUCCUAUGCCUGCCCCGCUGGGUACCAGAAGUCCCAGUGGCCCACCACCCAGGGCGCCACGGGCCAGUCCGUCGGUGGCCUGGAGUGCCGCAACGGCAAGCUCUACCUCACCAACACCGAGCUGUCCAGCAAGCUCUGCAUCGAGGGUGUGGGCGGUGUCAGCGUUGAGAACAACCUGAGCGAUAACGUCUCCGUUUGCCGUACUGACUACCCCGGUACCGAGGCCGAGACCAUUCCUAUGAGCCUGGGCCACAACGACCUGCAGCCCCUGACCUGCCCCGACGGCGACAAGUACUUCAAGUGGAAGGGCAAGACCACCUCGGCCCAGUACUACGUCAACCCCCGCGGCACCAAGCCCGAGAAGGGCUGCCAGUGGGGUGACGGCAGCGAGCCCAUCGGCAACUGGGCCCCCGUCAACCUCGGUGUUGGCUCCAACAACGGCAAAUGGCUCUCCAUCUUCCAGAACAGCCCCACCACCAACGAGAAGCUCGACUUCAACAUCAAGAUCAAGGGUGACAACCUCAGCGGAUCGUGCAAGUAUGAGGAUGGCAAGUUCAUCUCCGAGACGGGCAGCAACGACUCCGGCUGCACUGUCCAAGCCUUGUCCGGCGACGCCACCUACGUCUUUUACUAA